AUGAUGUGGUCCAACUACAGUGCUGCUCCCUUCUUACUGACUGGCUUCCUGGGCUCAGAGGCAAUACACCACUGGAUCUCUAUUCCCUUCUUUGUUAUCUACUUCUCCAUCCUUUUUGGAAAUGGUACAAUUCUCCUCCUCAUUUGGAGUGAUCACGGUCUUCAUGAGCCCAUGUACUACUUCCUUGCCGUGCUGGCAGGUACAGAUCUGGGAAUGACACUAACAACAAUGCCCACAGUCCUGGGUGUUCUACUGCUAGACCACAGGGAGAUUCCCCAGAGUGCCUGUUUCACUCAGUCCUACUUCAUUCACACACUGUCUAUUGUAGAAUCAGGUGUUUUGCUUGCCAUGGCCUAUGACCGUUUUAUUGCCAUCCGUGCCCCUCUUAGGUACAACUCAAUUCUUACCAACUCUCGAGUGAUGAAGAUAGGAUUAUGGGUACUGAUGAGGGGCUUUCUGUCCCUUGUGCCCCCAAUUCUACCUCUCUAUUGGUUCCCAUAUUGUCGUUCUCAUGUUCUUUCCCAUGCUUUUUGCCUCCACCAGGAUGUCAUGAAACUCGCCUGUGCUGAUAUAACGUUUAAUCACAUAUACCCAGUGGUUCUGGUUGCUUUGACUUUCUUCCUAGAUGUUCUGAUCAUCGUCUUUUCUUAUAUCCUGAUCCUUAAGACAGUUAUGGGCAUUGCCUCUGGAGAGGAGCGAGCAAAGGCUCUCAACACAUGUGUCUCCCAUAUUAGCUGUGUCCUGGUAUUUUACAUCACUGUGAUUGGCCUGACCUUCAUCCAUAGGUUUGGGAAACAUGCGCCACAUGUGGUCCACAUUACCAUGAGCUAUGUCUACUUUCUCUUUCCUCCAUUCAUGAACCCCAUUAUAUACAGCGUUAAGACGAAACAGAUUCAAAAAAGCAUCAUUCGCUUAUUUUCUGGGAAAAAAUAG
Lepus europaeus (European hare) is the source of this 933-nucleotide messenger RNA. Its product is annotated as olfactory receptor 51B4. Gene Ontology annotation, biological process: G protein-coupled receptor signaling pathway. The transcript has a single exon. Gene Ontology annotation, cellular component: membrane. The coding region runs from base 1 to 933 and encodes 310 amino acids. The record is from RefSeq and is a predicted model, not a curated record. Lineage: Eukaryota; Metazoa; Chordata; Mammalia; Lagomorpha; Leporidae. Gene Ontology annotation, molecular function: olfactory receptor activity; G protein-coupled receptor activity.